Messenger RNA from Tribolium castaneum (red flour beetle), 235 nucleotides. RefSeq names its product larval/pupal cuticle protein H1C-like (gene MFK10-1). The record is from RefSeq and is marked validated. The transcript has 2 exons. NCBI's taxonomy places the organism in Eukaryota, Metazoa, Arthropoda, Insecta, Coleoptera, Tenebrionidae. The coding region runs from base 10 to 195 and encodes 61 amino acids.
AUCUUAAAGAUGUACAAAUUGUUGUGCUUUGCCGCCCUUUUGGCUUGUGCCUCUGCCGGUUUUAUCGGGGCUCCGCUUGUGGCCCACUUGCCCUUAGUGCGCGCCGCCCCCGUCGUCCACACCCACGUGGUGCAUGCCGCCCCCUUGGUCUACGCUCUCCACCACCACCACCAUGGCUUUUACUUCCGUCGUUGAUUUAGUUUUGACCAAAUUUGCAAUAAAAAUAUUGUAGUUG